Molecule: messenger RNA, 2261 nt
Organism: Phyllotreta striolata
Lineage: Eukaryota; Metazoa; Arthropoda; Insecta; Coleoptera; Chrysomelidae
Source: the annotation of a GenBank genome assembly
GGACAUGUGAAAAAUACAGGUUAUGUUUGCAUUCUUUCCAUUGUUUAUUUACGUUUUUUGUGUAAUAUCACCUAGGCAAUAAAUGCUUUCAGAGAAUAUUAAAAGAAUAUAAUUAUGAGCGGAAGAGAAAUAUUGACCCUGCAAUUUGGCCAUUAUGCCAAUUUCGUUGGGACUCACUGGUGGAAUUUGCAAGAUUUAAGUUUCAACUACGAUCCAUCUACCCCAUCUGAAAUCAAUCAUGAUGUUCUGUAUCGUGAAGGGCAGACCUCUCGGGGAGAAGUUACAUUCACACCUAGACUUCUACUGGCCGAUUUAAAAGGUAGUUUCGGCUCUUUGUCCGAAGAAGGCGACUUGUACAAGCCUAACAUCGAUCCUAAUAACGUACAAACCAACUGGAACACCAGCCAGUUGCAAGUCAAGCACGUUGAACAGAGGCAGCCCAAAAACGAUUUUCUAAAGGAUUUAGAGAACCCCGCGGAAUUGAGCAAAAUUCACAAUAAAGAAUACAAUUUCGAAACAACCGCCAAGGUCUGGUCGGAUUUCUUGUAUAGCAGAUUUCACCCGAGGACUGUAGAAGUGAUUAGAGAGUACCAGCAUUGCAACGAGAAUACCCCGUUCGAUGCUUUUACAUUGGGGAGUGCCGUGUGGAAAACCCCCCAAUUCGCUGAAGAUUUCAGCGAUCGAAUUAGAAAUUAUAUAGAAGAAUGUGAUAAUUUUCAGGGUUUCCAUUUGAUCACGGAUUGCACGAACGCGUUCUCCGGAUUGUCCUCGUCCUGUUUGGAAUUCAUCGGCGACGAAUACAACAGAAAAUCAGUGCUGGUGAUUCCCGUUAUACCCUCGCAUUUCUCCGAUAACGACAUAAAUUCCGAGGGCGAAUUGGCCCAAUCUGUCUUAAACGAUUCAGUACGAGUGAUAAAUCUAGCGUUGAGUUUCAACGAAUUUUACGCGAAUUCCUCCCUGUUUGUGCCACUGUGUGCGGGCAGCAAGGGCUGGAGGCAGCCCGGCCCUAAAAGGUCGUUCAAAAAUGUGGAAUACAAUAACAAACUGGCCUAUCACUCGAGCGCAAUACUAGCUGCUGCAUUGGAUACAUUUACCCUAAAACAUCGUCUCAAAUCUUCUCCAUUUACAUUGAGCGAUCUCGCGGCGGAUUUGACGCAUUCCGGAAGAAAAGCUGCCGCUGCAAGCGUUAAUUUGCCCUUUCCCAUGGGAGAAAACAGCGAUUUAUUGGAAUCCUUGGAUAAUUGCCACGAUCCUCUUUAUUACAGCAUCACCCCCAAUUGCCAUAUCGGAACUAGACGAGCCAUGCAACACAUUACAAUUAGGGGAAUUAAAGAAGAGAGAUUGAAGAAGCCUCUGAACAAAGCGGAGAAGCAAAGAGAAUUGCCUGCUUACAGGACUAAAGACAUCAAAGAAAUGAUGACUAUGUAUUUGGCUUAUUCCACAGAGACUACAGCGAGUAUUGUUACAGUGGGGCAUGAACCUUUGGUUGUUCGAAGCCCUUUUCCGCAAAUUUUUACCAAAAAUCUAACUAGCAACGGGUUUCUUUCAAAUAUGCGUAGAUCGAAUGAAAAUAAGGUUGAAAGUAUACCACUUUUGGCUGGUUUACACUGCUGUACUGAAGUAGGAAAAAUGAUCGAAUCUCUUUAUUGCGAAGCAAAGAAGCUUAAAAUCAAUAGAUAUCAUGAAUUUGCUAGUGGUGGACUAGAUAAGGACAGUUAUGAAGAGAGUUUGGACAAUUUAUUCACCCUUAGCGAAAAUUACGAUGAUAAUUGUUUUGUAUAAAACAUAUUUAAUAGUUUUUUAUUAUGUAUACGGAAAAUCGACAAGUUUUACUGCACUCAUUCGCACAAUAUGCUACUCAUUUUAUAAUAAUGUAAACUUAUAUUAAUGACAGUUAUAUAACAAAUAAAAUUAACCGGAACAUCCCCUACAACCGCAAUGUACACAUUCGACAAUCCUUCCUUCUUCCAGCUUGGAUUUGGGUACCCUGCAAAUGCAAUUCGUUCCGAAAUUGGUGUCUCUGGCUUGGAUGCAUCUCAGGCAACAAAGGCUUUCGUAGCCCUGUUUCUUCCACUUUGCAAUUAAAUUCUUGUCGGCGAUGUUUUCCAGUAAGCAAUACUCGUACAAUUCUCGGCUAAUCGCCUUUCUUCGGUAAAAUAGGUCGAAGAUGUAUCGAGAUUUUUGAUGGUGAAUUUUGAAUAUGGGCCACAAUGAUUCGUUCUUUCGUUUUCCUUCGUGGGAUUCGGUCUCAGCUAGAAUAC